AUGGCUACCAGAACCGUACCCGAAUAUGACGAUCUCGACGUAUACAACGUUGACGACGACUUCGACGACCCUUUCAAGUCCCCACCGCGCGAAGCGAAAGAUGGAAGCACGAAUAAAAGAAAGCAGGCCGAAGCCUUGGGUCUUGAUGAAGAGGUCGAAGUGGCUAAAAGAGCGCGGGUGCCACGAGUAAAGCUGGACGAAGCUCGGCUACUGUCGGAUAACGGGAUACCCAAGCUUCGAAAACGCGCCGGCAAUCUCAAGUUCAAGGGCAAAGGACACGAGUUCUCCGAUGCAGCUCGUCUUCUAUCCUUCUAUCAGCUUUGGCUCGACGACCUCUUCCCCAAGGCCAAGUUCCUCGAUGCUCUGAGCAUGGUAGAAAAAGCCGGUCACAAGAGGCAGAUUGGACUGAAGCGCAUGGAGUGGAUUAACGAGGGCAAGCCUAGGCCGUGGGAGGCAGACGGGGACAGAACGGAAGAUCCAGUGGAAAAGGUAUCAGAGCAGACAGCCCAAGUCUCCACAGCACCAGUCUCAGCAACUGUCCUUCUACAGCAAAACAUGGGAACACCAGAACGCGGAGACACUAUGGGCUUAGAAGACAUUUAUGAUUCGACACCCUUGGCUAGGAAGCAGGACGAGGACGUGUCCACGCUACAGCCCGAGGAGCCCGACGAUGACGAUCUCGACGCGCUCAUGGCUGAGGCGGAUGUAGCAACUCACGCACAAGCACCAGCUACUCUGGAGCCCAGCGGCAAGUCGGCAGAGGAACAAUUCGCAGAUGAAGAAGCCGCUAUGGCCGAAAUGGAUGGAUUGUGGUGA
Colletotrichum phormii is the source of this 816-nucleotide messenger RNA. Its product is annotated as replication fork protection component Swi3-domain-containing protein. Gene Ontology annotation, molecular function: DNA binding. The coding region runs from base 1 to 816 and encodes 271 amino acids. Gene Ontology annotation, cellular component: replication fork protection complex; nucleus. The transcript is spliced from 3 exons. The record is from RefSeq and is a predicted model, not a curated record. Gene Ontology annotation, biological process: replication fork arrest; DNA damage response; DNA replication checkpoint signaling. Lineage: Eukaryota; Fungi; Ascomycota; Sordariomycetes; Glomerellales; Glomerellaceae.